GGGUUCGAUCGAACCCAGCACUGGGUUUGAAGGAACCCAGAGCUUGGGAUCAUCGAACCCAGGCAAUGGGUUCCUUCGAACCUAGCUUGGUUCGUUGAACCCAACGCAUGGGUUGGUUGAACCCAGGCGAUCUGGGUCCGUUGAACCCAGGCCGAACCCAAAUUGCCUGGGUUCGUCGAACCCAGCACCAGAUUCGUCGAACCCAGGUCCAGGCGACGAACCCAGGCGAACCCAGUGCCUGGUGCUCCUCCGCCUCCUCUCCAUCGUUGCCAACGUCGCCAACUCCAACGUCUUCUCCAAAAGCCUUUCUCCUUCUGCACUCGAACUCAAGCAAGAGAAACUCACCCACCUUCACUUUUACGAUCCAAGAGAUACUCUCCGGAAAAAUCCCCACCGCCAUCCGCGUCGCUCAAGCACCAACUACUAACACCUCCUCCACUAGCUUCGGCGCCAUGAAUAUAACGGACGACCCUUUGACUGUUACUCCCGACAUCAACUCCACCCUUGUAGGAAGAGCUCAAGGACUUUAUGCAUCGUCGUCGCAGGAGGAAACUUCCUUGAUGAUGGUAAUGACCUUUUCGUUCUUGGAAGGGAAAUACAAUGGGAGUACGGUAAGUAUGUUGGGGCAGAACCCACCGUUUAACAAGGUGAGGGAGAUGCCGAUUGUCGGCGGCAGCGGGCUUUUCCGCUUUGCUCGUGGGUUUGCUCAAGCGAAGACUAAUACCUUUAAUCUCACUACCGGGGAUGCUUGCGUUGAAUAUAAUGUUUAUGUUCUUCAUUACUGAUUAAUUAAUUUACUUUGAUGGUUUCAUUGUCGCUUUUGGUCUGUUGGCUUUGUGUAUACUUACAUUGUACUGCUUUGGUUUUAAUCUUUGGUAAUGACGAUGAUACAAUAAAAUGAGAAAUGUUUU
Molecule: messenger RNA, 911 nt
Organism: Rubroshorea leprosula
Lineage: Eukaryota; Viridiplantae; Streptophyta; Magnoliopsida; Malvales; Dipterocarpaceae
Source: the annotation of a GenBank genome assembly